AUGUUGUUCAACAACAACCAUUCCGUCGCCCAGGGUUACGUCGAGGACGAUGACGACGACCAGGAGUAUCUCGCGCAAGCGAUGCGCGAGCGCGAGGAGGAAGUGGAUCCGGUCCAAAUUCGCAUGACGAUGCCAAUCCGCCUGAGGGUCCCAGACGCGCUCGAGACAGGAAUCGACAUCACACCGUCUGCCCUUUCCGAUCUGUUGUCCGCGCCAAAGCCAGACCCGCCUCGACCAGCAGAGCGCGCCAAGGGCCCUGCAGGCAACCCAUUCCCAACCGUGUGUUUCGACGCGCCGCUCAUCAACCAUCCCCAUCAUCACCGGCUUAAAUGUGGACACGACAUCAUCACAACCGAAAUCGAGGUCUGCGGUAAGAAUUGCAUGCAACUGGCCAAUGGCGGACCUGUGCCGACUGAACAUCCUUUCCGGUGUCCCUCCAGAAAGUGCCUCACCAAGAUCAGCCCGCUGCUGCCAAAGGAUCGGAAGCCUCUUCGUCGCUUUGCUAGACUCAGCCGAGUCCGAGGCAAUGACGAGCGCGCUGACGAAGAGCGACGAAACGAACUAGAGAAGCCAAAGGUCGCUCGGAAGAAGCCAGAGGUAGGACCAUCGGAUAGCGAGACGCCCGAGAUUCUGCGUGCGACCCGCCAUAAUACUCAGAACGUAGACAAGGCAGAAGAACUGAAUGCGUUUAUCGAUGCGAACCCUAGCUGGAAGGUCCUUUACGACUUCUCUGGCCCCGGCACAAUGGCCAAACUGGAUGGCAAGUACAUGACCAAGAAAGAUUUCGCAGCACAUUUUGUGAACAAGAAGAUGGCGAAGUCCUUGUACGACCUCCAAAUCGCAAAUAAGGAGUUCAUGUCCGAGGAGGCUAAAGAGGCGUUGAGGCGGGCGUAUGAAGAAGAGCAAAAUGCUGCUGCGCACCAAGACGAAGAGGCAGAAGGUUCCUUCCUCAACGGACUCUGCGACUGCUGCGGAGGACGUCUUCUCGGAGUCCGAUUCACAUGCCAGGAAUGCGCGGACGUCGACUUCUGUAACGGGUGCUACAUGUUACGUCGCCAGACCCAUGACGAGGAGCACUCCUUUCGCAUGUAUGGGCAUGCGAUCGGUACGAAAGAGAUCGCCGCUGGGGCUGAUGUUGAUGAGUCGCAGGCACAAGACGACUCGACGCCUGACAACACGGCUGAGAGUCGCAAUGCCAAGCAAGACGCAGGGGUGAAGAGCAAGGCUUCUGUUCGCGCUGAGUUGAUUGCAAAGGGUCGCAUCCAGAAGGCAAACGUCAAGAAGGAGGAGCGCGCCCACAUGCCACGCUUACAAACGCUGCGUCGACAGCAGAUGCUUCAAGCUAAGACCGAUGCUGAGAAGGAAGCUAUUUGGGCAAAGUUUCAACGGGUCAUUGAUCAACAGGAAAGCCAGGAUGUCAACUCCGGCGAGUCCAGUCAAGCGAAGGACAAGGAUGGAGACAUGAAGAUGUCGGGAGGCCAAGGAGAUGCAUCCUCCCAACAAGCGAAUGCAAAGCCAAGCUCGGAAGCGAGCAACACGAAGAUCCACCCAGAACAAGAGGUGGAGCUAUUUGGCGACGUCGGUACUGGUGCUGGCAACUGA
Molecule: messenger RNA, 1602 nt
Organism: Lecanosticta acicola
Lineage: Eukaryota; Fungi; Ascomycota; Dothideomycetes; Mycosphaerellales; Mycosphaerellaceae
Source: the annotation of a GenBank genome assembly